Molecule: messenger RNA, 345 nt
Organism: Camellia sinensis
Lineage: Eukaryota; Viridiplantae; Streptophyta; Magnoliopsida; Ericales; Theaceae
Source: RefSeq, a predicted model, not a curated record
AUGCUACCUGAGGAUGGUCGGACUUUGGAGGCUAGGAAUGCCAUUUUCCAUGAGUUGAUAGGCCAUGACGGACAUGGAUAUUGUCGCACAUACGGGAGAAUUGUGCCUCGGAGAGCGGUGUAUAAAGAUGGUGCUGGGCCAUCACAGUCAACACCCCAGCCAUCGACUAUUAAUCAGAUCACGCAGCAGGUUCGUGCAGAGCUAAGGGCUGAGUUGAGGGAGGAGCUGCGAGCAGAGUUCUCUACACAUUUACAGCAGAUGAGAGCUGAGAUGAUGGCCCUUGUGUCACAGGGGGCGAGUGUAGAUCCCAACAGACAGGUUCCUGAUGCAUCGAGUGGCCACCGG